Stegastes partitus (bicolor damselfish) is the source of this 2205-nucleotide messenger RNA. Its product is annotated as fibrinogen-like protein 1. Gene Ontology annotation, biological process: positive regulation of heterotypic cell-cell adhesion; blood coagulation, common pathway; blood coagulation. The coding region runs from base 1 to 1611 and encodes 536 amino acids. The transcript is spliced from 11 exons. Gene Ontology annotation, cellular component: fibrinogen complex. Lineage: Eukaryota; Metazoa; Chordata; Actinopteri; Pomacentridae. Gene Ontology annotation, molecular function: extracellular matrix structural constituent; protein-macromolecule adaptor activity. The record is from RefSeq and is a predicted model, not a curated record.
AUGGACAAGAGGGAGAUGUAUGAGCCGGUUUGGAUGUUAGAGGGCAGAGAUUGUUCAGAGAGGAGACUAGUGAGGAACAGAGAGUGUCUGUGGCCUCAUCAACCAGGAGUGAGGAGAAUCUGUUAUGAGGAGGCAUGGAAGACCUCAUUAGAAAGCUGGGAUUGCUGCGGAAGGAGACCAUUUGUGGAGGAACUUCUGGAGCAGCGGCUCUACCACGAGCUCCUUCCGGAUGUCCGAGCUCCUCACCCUAUCUCUAAGGCUGAGCCCAACCACUCUGUGGAGGACACUCAUUUCAGCCACUUGUAUCUGCGAUGUUGUUCUUUUGGUCACGACCCAAAGCUCGUGACCAUAAGUGAGGGUUGGGAGUUUGGUUCCGGAGCCCUUGCUGUGCGUGGAGAUCUAGUCUACGCCACCAGGGGGCGGUACGCCAGGAUGCCCACUCCUGCCUAUCACCAGGUGUGCAUAGCACCCAACCUCAAUCUUCUGCCCUGUCGGUGUCAGCAGGAGUUCUUUAGAGGAAACCCCAGCAGCAGCAGCAGCAGCAGCAGUGUGCAGGUUCAAGAGCCGAGAGGCGUCCACUGGGACCAAACGGAGAACGAGAGUCGCAGUGGCAGGUUGAUGAUCAUGGCGCUGCUCAGGACAUGUGUGGCCUUUCUGCUUCACCUGGCCUCCUCUCUGGCGGCUCCGGUGCCGUGCGAGGACAGGGUGGUCCGGCUGGAGGCGGAGAUCCAGAACCUGAUGAGCGUGAUCAAUGAUCAGCACCGGUACAUCCAGGAGCUCCACAGCAGCCAGGCCCAGCAGCUGCAGCACAUCCCCAACUCUCACCUGGGCCUGGGAAACCUGUACAGAGACUGCUCCGAGGUGUUUGCAGACGGUAACGUGGCCAACGGGCUCUACGUGAUCCGUCCCGACGGAUCUCCAACGGCGCUCAGCGUCUACUGCGACAUGAACAACGGAGGAGGCUGGACCGUCUUCCAGCGCAGGAGAGACGGCAAAGAGAGCUUCGACAGAGCCUGGGUGGAGUACAAGCACGGCUUCGGAGAUCUGUUCUCCCCCGACGGAGAGUUCUGGUUGGGCAACGAGCCUCUACACCACCUCACCUCGCAAGGAAACUACGACCUUCGCAUCGACAUGGAGGACUUUGAGGGAAACCAGCGUUACGCAGAGUACAAGAACUUCAAAGUGGACAAUGAAAAGGACCAGUACCAGCUACAUUUGGGGGAGUACUCCGGGAACGCCGGCAACGCUCUGAGCGACGCCUACAUGGAGAAAUGGAACGGUCCCUGUUUGGUGCCCAACGGCGUCAAAUUCAGCACCUACGACCACUCGAACGCCGUCGACACCGAACCUGAACCCGACGACGUCCGGUGUGUCCGGCACAGCAAGUCGGGCUGGUGGUUCAGCAAGUGCGACUCGGGGAACCUGAACGGCCAUUACUACGACGGGCCGUACAAGGCGAUGACGGACGACGGCGUGGUGUGGUACACGUGGCACGGCUGGUCCUACUCCAUCAAAUCUGUGGUCAUGAUGCUGCGAGCCUCCGACCUGGAGGGCCAACCGCACCACAGCAAAGCGGCCGGCAGCACCGCCAAGCCUCCUCGCGGUCAGUAAGGUCCGAACACCGGAGCCGGAAAAGCUUCACACGCAGCGUCAUCGUGUCGUCCGUUUAUUUUAAACCUCACAAUAAAACCAGGGUGGCUUCAGUCUGAUGUCGUAUCGUAUUUAUUCUGUGUCCAACAUAAAACAGGACCCUGUACACUGAGGCAUUUUGGGUACAUCUGAGGUUUUUCAGGACAAACGACAGACAAACAAAGUGAGUUUCUGUCUUUUGGGUUGAGUAAAACAGGCUGCUGUCUGCCUGGAGGGCUGAGUUCUGUUGGGGCACAAAGGCUGAGGGGAGGUCUGUGUUCAUUAGUUAAUGAGGGCUUCAAGGGGGAAGUAAAGGGACAAGGCCAACACCCUCCUGUUAAAUAAACUGCAUAUUUGGCUCAGAGACGGUGUUUAGCAUCCAGGGGUGAUUACAUUCCACAGAGCAGAUUAAGGUAGAGGUUGUGAGGAGCUCACAGAGGAUCAGCGUUCAUGUCAGUGAUUCAGCUCCUCAGACGGACCAAGCGAGCGUCCGUCUGAGGCAGAUCGGUGAUUGAGCUUCGCUCUUUGGGAGGAACAAAAAAAUCUCUUUCAAAAGAAGGGAAAAGGCAAAAAAAA